This is a messenger RNA of Larimichthys crocea (large yellow croaker), 1226 nucleotides long. RefSeq lists its product as uncharacterized. The record is from RefSeq and is a predicted model, not a curated record. The transcript is spliced from 2 exons. Lineage: Eukaryota; Metazoa; Chordata; Actinopteri; Sciaenidae. The coding region runs from base 149 to 1129 and encodes 326 amino acids.
UCAACCCGCAUAAAAACGCCAUCAAGCGCCAUCAUAACUACGCCAAGCCUAUAGGCGGCAGUGUAGGAAGAAGGAGAAUCCUCUGCAAGCCAAUCAGAAUUCUCAUUUCGACGAAGAGUUCCUUCCUAUUCCUUUCUGGACAACAAAUAUGGCGCGAGGUUCGUUUGUCUGGACAGAUAGCGAAGUUGAAUUGCUCCUUAAUGUCGCGUUGGACUACAAGGCAAGUAAAGCCCAUGAGAAUGUGGACUGGGAAUCUUGCAAAACCAAGUACGUCGACAUGUUAGCGCUAUUCUUGGAGAAAUACCCAUCUGAGACCAACGAGGAGUUUCCUCAUGUGAAGGAGGACAUAACACAAGCCAACCUGACAACCAAAAUGAAGGCAAUUAGAGGGAAAUACAGGAAUGCAGUGGACACUGGACGCAGGAGCGGCCACGGAAGAGUGGUGCUCCUCUACUUGGAACUGUGUGAAAAGGUUUGGGGUGGUUCCCCAGCUACUACGACCAUCGCCUCCGGCAUCGAGACUCACGAACUGGAGGAUUCUGCUUCCCCCGCCACAUCAGUUUCGUCGUCCUUAGACGAAUCGGCAGCGGAUGUUCAAGAGGUCGAUGACGGUGUGGCCAUCACCCCCACAGUGAAGCAGAGGAGAGACCUGCUUCAGACUAGACUGCAGGGACACCGGCAUGAUCGAAUGAAGCGAAAGCUGCCAGCUGAGGCCCAGUGGCUGAAUGCCGUUGAGGAGGACAAACAACUGAAGAAGAAACUUGUGGACAUUAUUGAGACCUCUGAAAACAGGGCAGCUGACAAUUUAUCCAAAAUGACACAGACCCUGGAUAGGCUAACAGCAUCAAUUGCUGAUGGCUUUGCUCUCCUGCGGCAAGUUGUGCAGCCACCACAUACACCACCACCACCACCACCACCACCACACUACAUUAUGCCAUUUCAGGGAAGAGGUCCUUAUGGACAAGUAUAUGCACACACACCAGCACCACCACCACUCACUCACUCCUAUGACAAAAGACCACCCAGUGCAGUGCCACUCAGCACGGUCAAUUUAACUGAUUUACCUGUUGAGGGCAUGCAGGGUCAACUUUCAUAUCUCCAAGCCCUUAAUGAAGAUGCACAAAAUUGAGAUACACGUAAACUUGUUCCUGACCUGUUUUGUUUAGGGUUAAAUGUUACCCACAAUUUUUGUACCAACAGUUUGGUAAUAUAUAUAUAUAUAUAUA